Anopheles maculipalpis is the source of this 1272-nucleotide messenger RNA. RefSeq lists its product as uncharacterized. Lineage: Eukaryota; Metazoa; Arthropoda; Insecta; Diptera; Culicidae. The coding region runs from base 1 to 1272 and encodes 423 amino acids. The transcript has 3 exons. The record is from RefSeq and is a predicted model, not a curated record.
AUGCCGGAACAUACUGUACCAGUUUGCCUGAACGCUUCGGCCGAUGCGCCGGAAUGGUUGAACGAAAAGUAUGUCGAAAAGAUGUUGCGCUGUGCGUUUAAGGACACAUCUAUUAAGGUUCGCCAGCUGGAUAUAUGCUACGCCGUACCGAAAGGUAACAACUUUGCAAGCAUCAUCUAUCGUAUCGGUGUAACGUAUCACUCUAAGCAGCAGUACGAAACCACACGCACGUACAUCGUGAAGGGUAUGAUCACCGAGGGGAUCGCGGGCGAGAAACUCCGUCAGUACGAUGUUCAGCGUAAGGAGAUGGAUGCCUACCAGUUUGUGAUUUCCGAGCUGAAGCUUUUGAUGAAAUCGAUUGGAGAACCGGGUGAGCUGUAUCCAACCGCGCUAAUCGUGGACCGCAAACAGGAAGCGAUCAUGUUUAAGGAUCUCGCCCCGGAAGGUUACCGGAUGGUGGAUCGCACGCAGGGCAUGGACAUGGUACACAUGAAAAUGGCCAUCAAGCUGAUGGCGAAGAUGCACGCAGGUUCGCUGAAGUUACGACAGCAGCAACCAAACAUUUUCGAUCCCUACAACAUGUCGAUCGUAACGCGCGAAACGGACGCAUUCUAUCCGAUGUUUGUACACAUCUUCGAAGCGCUUACCGAUGAGGUCGGCCAAUGGGGCCCCGAAUGGCAGUACUAUCAUGCGAAACUGCAAAAGCUGGCACCUAAUUUUGUGGAGUACUCACAACGGGUGAUCGAUAACGAUCCUGCCAGUGAGGAUCUGUGUGUGUUCGUGCAGGGUGAUAUGUGGGUAAACAACUUCCUGUACAAGUAUGACGCGGAAGGUAAUCCGAUCGAUGCGGUACUGUUGGAUUUUCAGUACUGUUACUACGGUUCACCGAUGAUCGAUUUUUGCUACUUGUUCUACACCUCGGCCCGGGAUAACAUUAGACAGUGCUGUUUUGAUGAGCUGAUACAGUACUAUUACUACGAGCUGACAGGCUUUGCCAGGCGGUUGCAAUACGAUGGCAAACUGCCAACGCUUUACCAGUUUCUGCAGCAAUCGUACCGAAAAAUGUUCUACGCUGUAUACUCCACCUUCAUCGCACUACCGGUACAGAUGAAUGAAAAUACGGAAAAUGCCGAUUUCGAUGCGUUGAUGUGCAAUGACGAACGUGCCCUAAACUUUAAGCGAAUGAUAGUGGCGAACGAGAAGUAUCAUGCAAUUCUACGAGGUUUGCUACCACAGUUCGAUCGGAAGGGACUGUUGGACAAGUUGGAUUAG